Messenger RNA from Entamoeba nuttalli P19, 909 nucleotides. RefSeq lists its product as hypothetical. Lineage: Eukaryota; Evosea; Mastigamoebida; Endamoebidae. The transcript has a single exon. The record is from RefSeq and is a predicted model, not a curated record. The coding region runs from base 1 to 909 and encodes 302 amino acids.
AUGGAAAAACAAAAAAUAAGUUCGCCAACACCAGAACAAAAAAAGAAUUUAAGAAAUGCUAAUAGAAGAAUUGAAAGAAGAGGAUGUCAAGAGAUGAUUUUAUUGUCUAUGAUUACCUGUUUUGGUUAUAAAGUUCAAUUUGUAAGACCAAAACAUGGAUGUAAAGCUCUUCCAUAUGUACAAGUCCAAUCAAUAAAAAGAAAUAACGAAAUUAUAUUUGAAAAUGAUGAAGAAUUUGAAAAGAGAUGUAUUGAUAAGAAUGGAAAAAGAGACAAAGAGAUAUAUACCUCUCUUUCAAUGGAAGUGUUUAUUGAGCUUGGAAAUAAACUUGGUAUUCAAACAAAAGGAGCACAAAGAAAACCGAAGCAAGUACGUCCAAAAUUUACUAAAGUUACUGAAAUACUUUGUUCUACUAUUAGUAUUAGAGAUAAACAGAUAUUCUCAAUUGGGCAUGAAAUUCUUGAAGGAAUUGUUUCUUGUCUUAGAAAAUCUGAUUGUAAUACUGUUUUUGGAUUUGAUGACUUUUUAUCUUUGGUGCAACCUAAAUGGGAAGAAGAAAGUAAACGCUUUAUGAAAGAAUUAAAAGCAUUAUCAGAUAACCCAGUUGAUAUAAACGAAAUUCAAUCAAGUCUUUUUAAAACAGAAGAAAUAAAAACACCUACUAUAAAUUAUAUAAAAGAAGAAGAGGUUAUGAAUUUUGAUGAUCCUAAUAUGGAAAAUUGUCCUACUUCAUACGAAACACCGUUUCAACCAGAUCUGUUUCAUCGAUUUCAAUCUAUGGUUUCGCGUUCUAUCUCUGAAGCUUCAUUACUCAAAAAUACUCAAAUUUCAAGACCAACUAAAGAAACACCAAAAAUUAAUAACGGCACAUCAGACAGUUUAACAGUCACUGAUCCAUUGCCAUGUUGA